AUGGGAUUGUUCAAUGUCACUUACCCUGCUUCCUUCCUCCUGACUGGCAUCCCUGGUCUGGAAAGCUCUCACUCUUGGCUGGCAGGGCCCCUCUGUGUGAUGUAUGUUGUGGCCCUUGUAGGCAACACAGUGAUACUGCAGGCUGUGCGAGUGGAGCCUAGCCUCCAUGAGCCAAUGUACUAUUUCCUAUCUAUGCUGUCCUUUAGCGAUGUGGCUAUGUCACUGGCUACACUGCCCACUGUACUCAGAACCUUCUGUCUCGAUGCUCGCAGCAUUGCUUUUGAUGCUUGCCUAAUCCAGAUGUUCCUCAUUCACUCCUUCUCCAUGAUGGAGUCAGGUAUUCUCCUGGCCAUGAGCUUUGACCGCUAUGUGGCCAUUUGUAAUCCCUUGCGCUAUGCCACUGUGCUCACCAAUGAAAUAAUUGCUGGGUUGGGUUUCGCUGUGACUGCCCGGAGCUUUAUCACCCUCUUCCCUCUUCCUUUCCUCAUCAAAAGGCUGCCUAUCUGCAGAUCCAAUGUUCUUUCCCAUUCCUACUGCUUGCAUCCAGACAUGAUGAAACUGGCCUGUGCUGACAUCACUGUCAACAGCAUCUAUGGGCUCUUUGUCCUUGUAUCCACUUUUGGCAUGGACCUGCUUUUUAUUUGCCUCUCCUACAUGCUCAUUCUGCACUCUGUUAUGGUCAUUGCUUCCCGUGAAGAAUGUCUCAAAGCUCUCAACACAUGUGUGUCACAUAUUUUGGCUGUACUUGCAUUUUAUGUGCCAAUGAUUGGGGUCUCCACUGUGCACCGCUUUGGGAAGCAUGCCCCACGCUAUAUACAUGUCCUCCUGUCCAAUGUCUACCUGUUUGUGCCUCCUGUGCUCAACCCUCUCAUUUAUAGCGCCAAGACAAAGGAGAUUCGUCGUGCCAUUGUCCGCAUGUUUCGCCGCAUCAAGAUAUGA
Molecule: messenger RNA, 939 nt
Organism: Orycteropus afer afer
Lineage: Eukaryota; Metazoa; Chordata; Mammalia; Tubulidentata; Orycteropodidae
Product: olfactory receptor 51I2
Biological process (GO): G protein-coupled receptor signaling pathway
Cellular component (GO): membrane
Molecular function (GO): G protein-coupled receptor activity; olfactory receptor activity
Source: RefSeq, a predicted model, not a curated record